UUCUUUCACAAGUUCUGUCAGUUUAAGGACUCGAAGAGGUGUGGUGAGCAGAGAAGAAGUUCGAAGAUGUUGGAACUGAGGCUUGUGCAGGGGAGUCUGUUUAAGAAGGUGCUUGAAGCGAUCAAGGACCUGGUGACCGAUGCUAACUUCGACUGCUCGGCCACCGGAUUCUCACUCCAGGCCAUGGAUUCCAGCCACGUAGCUCUAGUAGCUCUCCUCCUGAGAUCUGAGGGCUUCGAUCACUACCGCUGUGACCGGAAUCUGUCCAUGGGGAUGAAUCUCAACAACAUGUCCAAGAUGCUCAAGUGUGCCGGCAACGAAGAUAUCGUCACUCUCAAGGCCGAUGACGGCAGCGACACUGUUACUUUCAUGUUCGAAAGCCCAAAUCAAGAUAAGAUUGCAGAUUUUGAGAUGAAGCUAAUGGACAUAGACAGUGAGCAUCUUGGAAUCCCCGAAGCAGAGUACCAAGCCAUUGUCCGUAUGCCUUCGUCCGAGUUUGGCAGGAUUUGCAAGGACCUUAGUUCCAUUGGUGAUACCGUUGUGAUCUCGGUGACAAAGGAAGGCGUAAAGUUUUCUUCAAGAGGUGACAUUGGUACUGCAAAUAUCGUUUGCAGACAGAAUGCCUCCGUCGACAAGCCAGACGAAGCUGUCAUCAUAGAGAUGCAGGAACCAGUGUCCUUAACGUUUGCCUUGAGAUACAUGAAUUCCUUCACCAAGGCUGGUCCAUUGUCCAGCACUGUUACUAUCAGCUUAUCUUCGGAUUUGCCUGUUGUGGUCGAAUACAAGAUUGCAGAAAUGGGAUAUAUCAGAUAUUACUUGGCUCCAAAGAUAGAGGACGAUGAUGAAGAAUCGAAGCCUGAUAUCAAGACUGAGGCUUGAAAGUUUCAUUUCAUAAUCAGACCUGCCUUCCCAUCAUUUUUUUUUUUGCUUCCUGCAAGUCCUUUAUCAAAUUUGAAGGUUUCACCAACAGUUGACAAUCACCCAAUCAGUAGUUACAUUAGUUAGAAGGUUCUAAGAUUGCUCUUUGUUAUAUCAAAUUGUAGUUGCUUUUCUGUUCUUGUACUUUGGAAAUUUGAGUUAUAGUUCUGGAAUUCUUGUCCUAAUGUU
Messenger RNA from Telopea speciosissima, 1107 nucleotides. Its product is annotated as proliferating cell nuclear antigen. The record is from RefSeq and is a predicted model, not a curated record. Gene Ontology annotation, biological process: leading strand elongation; regulation of DNA replication; translesion synthesis. Gene Ontology annotation, molecular function: DNA polymerase processivity factor activity; DNA binding. Lineage: Eukaryota; Viridiplantae; Streptophyta; Magnoliopsida; Proteales; Proteaceae. The transcript has 4 exons. Gene Ontology annotation, cellular component: PCNA complex. The coding region runs from base 67 to 879 and encodes 270 amino acids.